CGUCCCGCUCCCCCGGCAUGGCGGAGGCCUCGGUCGGCAGGCAGAGUCCGAGGGUGGUUCCGUACCCAGCCCACAACCUAUGUCCUGGAGAGCCUGGUCUUCAGACUGCAGCAGUUGUGUCAAUGGGCUCAUCUGACCACCGAUUCACCCUAGCUGAGAUCCUGUCACAGAACUAUGGUGUACGAGAAGAGAGAGAGGAGGAAGAAGAUACGCAUGAGAAAGAAAAGUCUUUAGAAGAGCUGGAAAAGAGUUUCAGUGCAUCUCAGCUGGUGGUGUACUUGGGGGUUGUUCCAUUCCUGAUGAAGCUUUGUCCUCCUCUCGCUCAGAGCAGUGAAAUGCCAUUCGAGGAGCUGCUUGCACUUUACGGCUAUGAGGCAUCUGAUCCGAUCUCAGAGCAGGACAGCGAGAGCAAUGACAUCCCUCGCAACCUGCCGGACAUGACCCUGGAUAAGGAACAAAUAGCGAAGGAUUUGCUUUCAGGGGAAGAAGAGGAGGAGACGCAGUCUUCAGCCGAUGACCUGACUCCGUCCGUCACGUCCCAUGAUGCGUCGGACCUUUUCCCAAACCAGCCUGGCUCAAACUUCCUGGCUGAUGAAGACAAAGAGCCCUGCUCUUCUCCGUGUGCUUCCUCCUCAGCAGAGGAUUCCGAAGAGGACUCCAUCCCAUCCAACGAGUGCAAGAAGGAGAUCAUGGUUGGACCUCAGUACCAGGCUGCUGUUCCUAUCCUCCACUUAAACAGGCUCAGUGAAAAAGCCUAUGAGAAUGAAGAUCAGCUGCUGUGGGACCCAAAUAUCCUCCCUGAGAGGGAGGUGGAAGAGUUCUUGUACCGAGCAGUUAAGCGGAGGUGGGAUGAGGUCUCCAGUGCCAAUCUGCCAGAAGGAGAGAUGGUGAAGGACAAUGAGCAGGCUCUGUAUGAACUGGUUAAAUGUAACUUCAAUGCAGAAGAGGCACUGCGGAGAUUACGAUUCAACGUGAAGGUCAUAAGAGAUGAGCUUUGUGCCUGGAGUGAGGAAGAAUGCCGAAACUUUGAACAUGGGUUUAGAGUCCACGGGAAAAACUUCCAUCUUAUACAAGCUAACAAGGUCCGCACCCGCUCGGUGGGAGAGUGCGUGGAGUACUAUUACAUGUGGAAGAAGUCGGAGCGCUACGACUACUUCACCCAGCAGACUCGCUUCGGAAGGAAGAAGUAUGUCCUCCACCCUGGAGCCACGGAUUACAUUUAUAACGACUUGGACGGGGCUGAGGCGGAAAAUGCCACCCGCUCUCGGAACUCCCCACCGAUUCCCUCUGCCACCAGCUGCCUGGACUCUCACUUCAAUCAAGAUCACCUGGCAAUUGAGAGUGCAGAGCCUCUGAGCGUGGAGAGUGCAGCCUGCAGCUUGGGCAGCAUGAGCGAAUCGGGCCAGGGUUAUGAGUGCAGCACUCCCUCAGAGACAAACUGUUCCUUUGACCCUGCGGAGGACACAUCCUCAGGCGGCAUCUCAGCCACUUGCACGCGGCAUCCAGUUAACCCCUCGGAAAUGGGGCUUUACCAGCUGCCAUCGGCAGGACCGGGCCUGGCAGACAAGCAGGAGACAUUGCAGAGCUCCGGCAAGACGAUAACUAUGGACUUCACUCUCCCCGGAGAAAUUAACGAGGGGUUGCCUUUAAUUUCUGGCCGUGUGGAUUUGGACAGGGACCCAGAGGCACUGGUGUCCCCUGCUCAAGUGUCCUUAUCGGUCACAGAUUUUGGCAUCAUCGGCAUUGGAGAUGUAAAUAGUUUCCUGGCUGCUCACCAGGCCUGCCCGGGGCCCGUGGCUCGGUCAGAGCCUUUGUCACAGUGAGAAUUUCCAGUCUUGAUCUUGUCACAGACCGAGCUACGACUUUGACCCGACUGAGUGAAUUCCCUGGGCUUCCGUGUUCCAUGGGGCCAGUUUGGAGCUGUUGGUCAGAAUCUGUCUUUCCAUCCUCCUUGAUGUUUUGGCGUCUGUCCUUCCAAGGCUACAGUGCAACCAGACACCUUUCUGUUUUCGUGCUGUCUGACACACCUGCGCGAAGCUGAUGGGAGGUUUUAGUCGGGGGAUGAGUCCAUGAGCCCAGGCCCCCCAGUGUCAACACAGGCAGCACCAUGCCGUUCAGACAGCCUCUGGCCUGAAGAUGAUGGAUGUGUCCUGUGACACCAACAGAGGGCGCUUUCUCUAGGGCAGGCCGGUUGCACAGUGGGAUGUUAUUGAGGAUGAGGACGUGUCGUGGGCACUUUGGGGGCUGGGACGGAGGAUGUAAUCGGAGGUACAUGUGCGUAGUUAAAGGGACAUGAAGCACAGUCAGUCCAGGCUGGAGGGGCCGUCUGGAUGCAGAGAUGGGCAUACUUGUGCCGAAGGAGGGGGUGGAUGGGUGUGGCCAUUCCCCUUCACUUUUUGUGUUGCAAUAGAAGUAAUUCUCUCACCUUUUCUUUUCUAACAGCUGUAGCGUGCCUGUUGAUUUGUUUAUCUGGGGGCAGGCAUGUGUGUUGAGACUGUGGUCAGCCCUAGAGCGCCAUCAGCGUCCAUCUAUCUUCUCUGCUGCCGGGUCCAGAUGAGAAACAGCCUGUCCCAUCCCCUCCCAGACCUCUGGCUACAGCCUCAUCUCUUGGAAAGUAACGUUUAGGGAGGGCAGCCUGUCUGCACAUUGUCCUGCUCUCCUUCCCUUCCCAACACUUAACCGUUGGUUGUGCUGCUCCGUGGAGAACCUGAAUCCAGGGAUGAGGCUGCACUGGUGGUAGCGGGAGUUUCUAGUCAGGCUGGCAGUGGGCGACAUGAUCUGUAAAAUCCUUGCUUGCAUUGCAAAUGGGUUAAAUCCGAAUGAGCUGCCUGCAGAACUGCCUACCUGGUUCCAAACUCAUCGAUCGGCUGGGGGAAAAGGGUAGGUAGUGAUCAAUGAGUUGGAUCUUGGGACUUAAUUAGAAUUCUACAGAAAUUGAAAUCGAAGCUUGUGGGCUGCCUCUGAGCACAUGGUAUAUGUGCCCAAGAGGUCUGCGCAGCAGCCCACCUAUCCUGUGCUAAGCACAUGGCCCACACCAGUGCCAGGCAGGUACAUCAAACCUGGGCACGCCCCUUGUAUCCUGUGCAAGCACAAGGUGCGUAGCUGUGUGCCUGAAAGGAGACCUUUCAGCCCUAGUGGCCCAUGCGAGCAUAUGACACUCACUCCUGGCAGGACAGCUUGUCUGCCCUGAGCAUCUCCUUUGCCAGCCUGUGUGAGCACAUGGCACACAGCCCUGGCUAGCUGAUGCAUCAGCCCUCUGGGGCAUCAGCCCUGGUAUUCAAAACUGUAAUAUAAAGAAACUCUCUAUUUUGUAAGCGAAAGGAAUGUGUUUACCCUUGUGAGGGACAUGCCUGAGAUGACCGAGAUGGGGUCCGAGGGCGGCAGGGACAUUAGCCGCUGCGGAGAGUGCCAAACGAGACAGGGCUGUCUGCGGAUUGCAGGAGCCCGAUACCUCUCAGCUGCUCUGGCGCUAUCCGGAUUCGGGGGUUGUCACUGGCUGAAUUUUCCCCACUCCUCCGGGAGCACGCGCACACCCAUGGGUGUGUGUAUGCUUACAGCGGUGUGUAGAGUACACACACUGCACACCCAGCUAGCGCUGCGGUAUGUGGCAGUGUAGACAGCGAGGCACGGCUGAGGGAAGCAGUGUAGAGUGCCAGACACGCCUCAGCCCCCAUCAUAUAUCCCCUACGCAGCUGUCUAGCCACCCAGACAGCACCUCC
This is a messenger RNA of Chelonoidis abingdonii (Abingdon island giant tortoise), 3719 nucleotides long. RefSeq names its product MIER family member 2 (gene MIER2). Lineage: Eukaryota; Metazoa; Chordata; Testudines; Testudinidae. Gene Ontology annotation, biological process: negative regulation of transcription by RNA polymerase II. Gene Ontology annotation, cellular component: nucleoplasm. The record is from RefSeq and is a predicted model, not a curated record. Gene Ontology annotation, molecular function: transcription corepressor activity; histone deacetylase binding.